Hordeum vulgare subsp. vulgare (domesticated barley) is the source of this 1122-nucleotide messenger RNA. RefSeq names its product anthranilate O-methyltransferase 2-like. Gene Ontology annotation, molecular function: S-adenosylmethionine-dependent methyltransferase activity. The coding region runs from base 1 to 1122 and encodes 373 amino acids. NCBI's taxonomy places the organism in Eukaryota, Viridiplantae, Streptophyta, Magnoliopsida, Poales, Poaceae. The transcript is spliced from 4 exons. The record is from RefSeq and is a predicted model, not a curated record. Gene Ontology annotation, biological process: methylation.
AUGAAGGCAGCGAGCGGCGUUCGCAUGGUUGCUGGCGACGGAGAGAACAGCUACGCCGCGAACUCCAGGAUCCCAGAGAAGGCCAUUUUGGAGUCAAGGCUGGUGCUUCGCAAGGUCACAGAAGAGGUGUAUAGGUCGCUCCCCGACCAACAGAGCACGAUGGUCGUUGCUGACCUUGGCUGCUCAUCAGGUCCAAACACUCUGCGCUUCGUCUCAGAGGUGUUGCACGCGAUCCAGGCCUGCACCCCGCAGUCGGAAGAACAACCGCGUGGCGUGGAGGUGCAGUUCUUCCUGAAUGACCUGCCAGGGAACGACUUCAACCUCGUCUUCCGUUCACUGGAACAGUUUCAGAAUCUCGUUGGGAAAGAGACGCCGCCAUUCUAUGUCGCUGGGCUCCCAGGAUCAUACUACACCAAGCUUUUCCCUUGUGGGAGCGUCCAUAUCUUCCACUCGUGCUUCGCCCUAAUGUUUCGCUCCAAGGUCCCCGAGGAGAUCACAAGUUGCACUCACCUGAACGAAGGCAAUAUCUACAUUGGAAAGAGUAGUUCACCUAUUGUUAUUAAGUUGUUCCAAGAACAAUUCAAAAAGGACUUUGAGAUGUUCCUUACAUUGCGCGCCAGGGAGCUUGUCGAUGGGGGCCGAAUGUUGCUCACAUUUAUUGGACGAAAGAGUGAAGAGAUGAUGUUGACGGAUGGAGAUGUUAGCACCAUGUUUGAAUUGGUUUCCAAAUCACUCCAGUUUUUAGUACAAAAGGGCCAUGUGAAGAAGGAGAAGCUGGACUCAUUCAACCUGCCAUACUACACCCCAUCCAUGAACGAGGUUCAGGAGUUGAUCAACAGGAGUGAGCACUUUGACAUCGAGCACUUCAGACUCUUUGAAUCCAAUUGGGAUCCUGAGGAUGACUCAGACAAUGACACAGUACUAGACUCUGCCAGCAGUGGGGUAAAUGUGGCCAAGAGCAUGAGGGCAAUGCUGGAGCCGAUGGUUGUAGACCACUUCGGGGAGCACAUUAUUGAGGAGUUGUUUGUGGUGUAUGCCUCCUUCGUUGCAAAGCAUCUAGAGCGACCAACGAAGGCCAAGUUUCCCAUCAUCACGGUGUCCUUGAUGAAGACAAUUAAUUAA